UAAUUUUUUGUUCUUUUGAGAAAAAAAUACCAUAUGGACUUUGCAUUGGGAAUUCGUUGCUCCGCUUCAUAGUUUUUAGUGUUUUUUAAAAAAAAAAGAAAAAGAAAAAGGUUAAAUCAUGUUGAAAAGUAAUGGAAAGAAGACCGCUAUCUCUGUAGCCAGCACAGCAUGUCUCUGCCUGGUGCUGCUCCUGGUCGCUGUGCAGCAUCAUCACCGGGUUCAGGUGCAUGAGGAGACCAACCGAGAGGACUCCGGGACGCGCUCUCUACUCCAAGAGGAGGAGGAGGGCGACGCACAGCCCGGGAGCGCGCAGGUUAAGAAAGGAUUCUCGGCGUACUUCACCAAGCUGACCCGAGGACGGAGGGAAGUGGAGAAGCCCGUAAGCUCAUCUGCGUCCACCGCUGACCCGCCUCCAGCCGAGGACAUCAGCGCUGAUGACAUCUUCAUCGCUGUGAAGACCACCAAGAAGUUCCACCAGUCCAGGCUGAAUCUGCUCCUGGACACCUGGAUCUCAAGAAACAUGCAACAGACCUACAUCUUCACUGACGGAGAAGACGAGGAGCUAAAAAAGAAAAUCGGGAGUCAUGCAAUCAACACCAACUGUUCCGCAGCUCAUAGCCGACAGGCUCUGUCUUGCAAGAUGGCGGUGGAAUACGAUAAGUUCAUAGAGUCUGGGAAAAAAUGGUUUUGUCACGUUGAUGACGACAACUACGUGAAUGUUCGGACUCUUGUGAAGCAGCUGUCCCAUUAUCCCCACACACAGGACAUGUACAUUGGUAAACCCAGUCUGGACCGGCCCAUAGAGGCCACAGAGAGGCUCGGGGACAAUAAAAUGAAAGCGGUCAACUUCUGGUUUGCUACUGGAGGAGCUGGCUUCUGUGUGAGCCGGGGUCUGGCACUGAAGAUGAGCCCGUGGGCCAGCGGCGGCCACUUCAUGAACACAGCAGAGAAGAUCCGUCUGCCUGACGACUGCACCAUCGGUUACAUCAUUGAGUCGGUUCUGGGGGUUCCUCUGACCCGCAGCAACCUGUUUCACUCCCACCUGGAGAACCUGCAACAAGUGUCAAGAUCUGAGAUUCAUAAGCAGAUCACCCUCAGUUAUGGAAUGUUCGAAAACAAGAGCAACAUCAUCAAUUUGAAAGGAGCUUUUCCAGUGGAGGAGGAUCCAUCAAGGUUCAAGUCUGUGCACUGUCUCCUGUAUCCAGACACUCCAUGGUGUCCUCCCCAGGUUGCCUUUUAGGGCGACUUCUCUUUUCUCAUCCUCGUCCCCGUCGUGCCUCGGUAUCUGAAAGGCUCGUGGGGACCAGUGUUUGGUAUUAGACCGCGCAGCUGCUGUAUUGUUACUACAGUGGUGCGCGGUCUUUAAUAGUUUUACUGGGCUGCUGUGCGGCCCGCCUCUGGACUAUUCCUUCCUGUUCGGAGCCAGGACCUCGCCCCAUACUGCUCGGGUGGAGGAUUCCAGCUCCCGGCAGGAAGUUGCUUUCAGCGUUAAGCUUUGCAGGCAAUCAGUUGAGCUUUGUGAUGUACGUAUAUGUUGCUUGUAAAUGUUUCUGCAAUUCUCAUAGAAUGUAUCGUCAUAUAUUCAAGCCUUUUUGCCAGCUUUACAUUAACAGUUACUUUUUUGUCUUAGCUUUUAAAAAUUGAAAGCCGCACAGGUCUAUCUUUGUAGGCUUUUGGGCUUUUUAUCACAUAUUAAUGGUAAUUCCAGGUAAUUUUGUUUAGAUCGUUUUACUCAGAAGACUCCGGACAAAUGCUCUAAUAUGAAGAUGUUCUUGUGCUUCUAAGUUGACAGUGUUAUUUCUCCCAUAACUUGAGCUGGCAGUAGGCAUAUUUCCAAAUGCAUCCUUAGGUGACCUAAUCUGAGGUAUGUCAGGACAAAGCACUUUUGAUAUUUUAGGUGUUCUCACCUAAUUUACGUCCUAUAAUGACAUGCUUCAGAUUGGUGUCAAAACUAAAAAAAAAAAAAAAUAAGAAAAAGAAAACAACCCUCAAAAUCUCAACAUUUAUUCAUUCUUAUAUAUUUAAUAACACUCCUUGCAUUUGUAACAAUCAGGGGGGAAAAAAUGAAAAGUGGAAGAGAUUUUGAUUUGGGGGAUGCAAUCAGCUUUUGAAAUGCUUUGAAAUAUAUGUUUUAUUUGUUUGAAAUUGCACAGCUUAGGUUCAAAUGAGCUGAUUGUUCGCUCUUGGAAAGACUCUCACCUCCUCAGCCUCAACGGUUCCGACGUUUUUAGCUUGGACAGAUGCCAUUUGAAGUGAGCCCAAAAUAGAAAGAAAAAAGGCAGUCUGAAGCAGUGGUAUCUAAAUAACAACCACAUGUGUAAUCUGAGCCGCAGUCUAUAAUAAUUUGCACAAAAGACUGAUGAGCCUCUCUGUUUUUAUUAACAUGAAUGUUCUGUACUUACACAUAAUAACGGCUGUUGAGGCCUUUGAGGUGAGAAGAUAACAAGAGCAACAUCAGUGUUUCCACAUGGAGGUGUUUGUUCCCUCUGUGUCUUCUCUCACCCAUAUUGGGUUGCACUGUACAUCUUGAUUACAGUAUUGUGUACUGUACCUUUUUGUUUAAAUGAGUAGUGAUUGUAUAUGUUUAGAAUGUAAUUCCCUUGGUGGUUUACAUACGCUUUUAAUGACCUGGACAUGAUUUUGUACUGCUUUGAACUGUGCUAAAUGACUGUGGUGUUUAUUCUCCAGUAUCUGGAGGGUUCGAACAGUUCAUUCCCAAUACUGGCUUCUCAGGGAUUAUGAGCUGAUCCUGGUAUUAACUACCAUGGGACCCACGGUGGGACCUAAAACUUUGAAUAAAAGUGCAUAACCACUGAGAAACUUUACAUAUUUGGUCAUGUCUUUAUUUGACUUUCUUCCAAGUUCACAACUCAUGUUCA
This is a messenger RNA of Scomber scombrus (Atlantic mackerel), 2879 nucleotides long. RefSeq names its product LFNG O-fucosylpeptide 3-beta-N-acetylglucosaminyltransferase (gene lfng). Bases 119 to 1240 code for a protein of 373 amino acids. The record is from RefSeq and is a predicted model, not a curated record. Gene Ontology annotation, cellular component: Golgi membrane. NCBI's taxonomy places the organism in Eukaryota, Metazoa, Chordata, Actinopteri, Scombriformes, Scombridae. Gene Ontology annotation, biological process: regulation of Notch signaling pathway; pattern specification process. The transcript is spliced from 8 exons. Gene Ontology annotation, molecular function: O-fucosylpeptide 3-beta-N-acetylglucosaminyltransferase activity.